GGACUCUUGCCCACCUGGCAGCUCAGCGCCCCCUCAGGAUGAAGGUGGCUGUGGGCCCAGACCCGUCCUUGGUCUACAGGCCGGAGGCAGACCCGGAGGCAGCUGAGGACAAGGGCCGCUUCCGCAACUUCACCUCCGGCCCGCUCCUGGACCGCGUCUUUGCCACCUACAAGCUCAUGCACACGCAGCAGACGGUGGAAUUCGUCAGGAGCAAGCGCGCCCAGUUCAUGACCUUCUCCUACAAGAAAAUGACCGUCAUGGAAGCUGUGGACAUGCUAGACAGGCUGGUGGAUGAGUCGGACCCAGACGUGGACUUCCCCAACUCCUUCCACGCCUUCCAGACGGCCGAGGGCAUACGGAAGGCCCACCCUGACAAGGACUGGUUCCACCUCACGGGGCUCCUGCACGACCUGGGGAAGGUCCUGGCACUGGCAGGGGAGCCCCAGUGGGCGGUCGUUGGAGACACCUUCCCCGUGGGCUGCCGUCCCCAGGCCUCUGUGGUUUUCUGCGACUCCACCUUCCAGGACAACCCCGACCUCCAGGACCCUCGAUACAGCACGGAGCUCGGCAUGUACCAGCCGCACUGCGGGCUCGACAACGUCCUCAUGUCCUGGGGCCACGACGAGUACAUGUACCAGAUGAUGAAGUUCAACAAAUUCUCCCUGCCCCCAGAGGCCUUCUACGUGAUCCGGUUUCACUCCUUCUACCCUUGGCACACGGGGGGCGACUACCGGCAGCUGUGCAGCGAGCGUGACCUGGCCAUGCUGCCCUGGGUGCAGGAGUUCAACAAGUUCGACUUGUACACCAAGUGUCCCGACCUGCCGGACGUGGACAAGCUGCGGCCCUACUACCAGGGGCUCGUUGACAAGUACUGCCCCGGGGUCCUGAGCUGGUGA
Molecule: messenger RNA, 896 nt
Organism: Pteronotus mesoamericanus
Lineage: Eukaryota; Metazoa; Chordata; Mammalia; Chiroptera; Mormoopidae
Gene: MIOX
Product: myo-inositol oxygenase
Exons: 10
Coding region: 39-896 (285 amino acids)
Biological process (GO): inositol catabolic process
Cellular component (GO): cytoplasm
Molecular function (GO): inositol oxygenase activity; iron ion binding
Source: RefSeq, a predicted model, not a curated record